Microsporum canis CBS 113480 is the source of this 306-nucleotide messenger RNA. RefSeq lists its product as uncharacterized. Lineage: Eukaryota; Fungi; Ascomycota; Eurotiomycetes; Onygenales; Arthrodermataceae. The transcript has 4 exons. The record is from RefSeq and is a predicted model, not a curated record. Bases 1 to 306 code for a protein of 101 amino acids.
AUGCAGUUCUUCACUACCCUUCUUCUCUUGGUGCCAUUCGUCCUUGCUGCACCUGGCGAUGACCUCGGAACUCGUCACACUGAUUUCAGAUGCUCGUCUUCAUCUACCCUUCAUCUAAUUGAGGGUGAAUGUACCACCCCUACCGGCGCACUAUCCAUUAACUUCCUCAAGGAUACUGUCUGUGACCUACACCUGACCUCCGACUGCUCUGAUUCUCCAGACCACAGGACAUUGCUCAAGGGAUGCCGUAACUUGAUGCCAGGUGAUGAGAAAUACAUGGCCCUCAAGUGUGCUGCUAAGGCAUAA